AUGCGCCGCGGAUGCUCGAAGAGGUCCGUCCCCGACUCGCCCUCCUACUCCACAACCCCCCACUCACUGUGCUCCACAACCCCCCCGAUGGAAUUAAUACUGACAUCUGCGCGACUUUGAAAGCCUACCUAACGGGAUUCACUGGUUCGGCGGGAUGCGCGGUUGUCACCAAGGAGAAGGCGGUUCUCUCGACCGACGGCCGUUACUUCAACCAAGCUGAGCACCAGCUAGACAGCAAUUGGGAGCUGCUAAAGCAGGGGAUGCCCGAUGUUCCCACGUGGCAGGAAUGGGCUGUUCAACAGGCGGACGGUGGAAAGUCAGUAGGCGUCGAUGCUACGCUCAUCACGGCUCAGCAAGCAAAAAGCCUCGAGAGUCGCAUCAAGAAGAAGGGCGGCGCAGGAUUGGUUGGUCUGAGCAAGAACCUUGUGGACGAGACAUGGGGAGCAGAGAAACCGGCGCGUCCCAACAAUCCCGUGAUCGUGCUUCCAGUACAGUACGCCGGCCAGCCUUUCCAAGAGAAGAUCGAUGCUGUACGGAAGGAACUCGAGAAGAAGAAGAGCCCGGGAUUCGUUGUAAGCAUGCUCGACGAGAUCGCCUGGCUAUACAACCUGAGAGGAAGCGAUAUCCCUUACAACCCGGUGUUCUUUGCCUACGCGUUCGUCACCCCGACAACUGCCACCCUGUACAUUGACUCCAAGAAGCUUCCGCCCGCCGCACUCGAGCACCUCGGUGAUGCCGUCACGGUCCGGCCAUAUGAGGCGGUGUUCACCGAGCUAACGGCCUUCGUUCAAAAGCACAAAGAGGAGACUGCCAGCGCCGAGCCCAAGGAAAGCCCCAAGAAGUGGUUGCUCUCCAACAAGGCAUCAUGGGCGUUAUCUAAAGCCCUAGGCGGUGAUGAUUGCGUAGAAGUCGUCCGAUCCCCCAUCGAAGAAGCCAAAGCAGUCAAGAACGAGACGGAGCGCAGCGGAAUGCGAAAAUGCCACAUCCGUGACGGUGCAGCGCUGAUCAAGUACUUCUCCUGGCUCGAAGAGGAGCUCGGCAAGGGCACCGUCCUCGACGAAGUCCAGGCCGCCGACAAGUUGGAGGAAAUCCGGAAAACGGGUGAGAACUUCAUGGGUCUGUCAUUCGACACCAUCUCCUCCACCGGCGCCAAUGCGGCGGUAAUCCACUACAAGCCUGAACCGGGUGCGUGCUCGGUCGUCGACCCGAAAUCUGUGUACCUCUGUGACUCGGGAGCGCAGUACCUCGACGGCACCACGGACACUACGCGGACCCUCCAUUUCGGCGAACCCACGGAGAUGGAGAAGAAAGCUUACACCUUGGUCUUCAAGGGCAUGGUUGCUUUGGAUCGUGUGAUCUUCCCCAAAGGAACUAGUGGUUUCGCGUUGGAUGUCCUGGCCCGACAGUUCCUAUGGGCUGAAGGCCUGGACUACCGCCACGGCACUGGCCAUGGUGUUGGAUCAUUCUUGAAUGUUCACGAAGGCCCCAUCGGAAUCGGCACUAGACUCCAAUACUCUGAAGUUCCACUCGCCCCCGGCAUGGUCAUCUCCGACGAGCCCGGCUACUACGAGGACGGAAACUUCGGUAUCCGAAUUGAGAACGUGAUAAUGGUCAAAGAUGCCAAGACGAACCACCAAUUCGGUGAUAAGCCCUACUACGGGUUCGAACACGUCACGAUGGUCCCCAUGUGCAAGAAGCUUACGGACGAGAGUCUGCUUACCCCCGCCGAGAAGAAGUGGCUCAACGAGUACCAUGCAGAGGUGUUUGAGAAGACGAAGGGCUUUCUUGAGGAGGGUUCUAUUGCUAUGGAGUGGCUUAAGAGGGAAACUACUCCCAUCUGAUGUUUAGCUGGUUGGAUAGGCCGAGUGAGUGGUAGAUAAGCCGCUGAUUACUUACUCACCGUUUUUGUGUUUUUUGGACGUUCUCUAGAUGGAAAUCGUGAGUAAAUCGUGCUGAGCUGAGGCAUACAUACUACAUCACAUCUACUCGUAAACCUGGGGGCGCUGCACCAUGAGUUCCGACUCGUACAUAUGACCAUACUCGGUCAUUGUGGAUUUCGAACUGGUGGUAAUGCUGGAGAAGAAAUCAAUGUGCCAUGGCCAUGGGCUUUUAUUUUGUAGUAUGCUACAUAUAAUUAGUAGCACUGCUACGAAACUGUCU
Molecule: messenger RNA, 2160 nt
Organism: Tricharina praecox
Lineage: Eukaryota; Fungi; Ascomycota; Pezizomycetes; Pezizales; Pyronemataceae
Product: putative Xaa-Pro aminopeptidase P
Exons: 7
Coding region: 12-1841 (609 amino acids)
Molecular function (GO): metalloaminopeptidase activity
Source: RefSeq, a predicted model, not a curated record